AUGGGCGCCGUCUCGCGCGGUGGCGGCGGCGGCGGCGGCGUCGCCCUGAGUGCGGAGGGCUCGGCCAGCAAGGAGGCCCAGACCAACUUCUUCUUGGACGACCAGAUCCACCAGUGGCCGUCCGCCAACAACACACGCUCCCAGGCGCACGUCGGCUGGACGAUGCUGGUCGAGGUGCUGUUUGCCGGGCAGCUGUUUGAGCGUGGGGGCGACCCCGACUUCCAGAGGCAGCUCGCCGCGCACGUGAAGCGCAUCUGGGCGCCGUACACGACGCCUGGGCGCAUGAUGGACCGGAAGCAGCAGCAGCAGCAGCAACAGCAGCAGCAGCAGCAGCAGCAGCAGCAGCAGCAGCAAAGCAACGAAGACCUGAUAAUGAGCCAAAUCUUUGACCUGGGAGAGGUCCCCUUCACCCCUCGGGCAGCCGCCGGCGCCGCCGCGCCCUCAGCAGCGCAGCUCGGCGCCGCGGCGGAGGCGAGCCUGGCCGGCCUCGACGCGGACGAGAGGCGGCGGCUGGACGGCUUUGUGACGAUGCACCCUGAAAACGGGUCUCAACCUGUUGACCCGAGGUUUGUGGGCUAUGACAUGGUGGAGACGACACUCAGGGUCUACCACGCCGCGGAGCCGCCGCACGUGGUCGCGGCCGCGGGCCCCUACAUCAAGGCCAUGUGGGCUCCCUUCACGCGCCCCCUCGAGGCCCAGUACACCAACCUCUUUGAUUAUGAAAAGGUGAUGGUUGAUGCAUUCGAUGCCGGCGCAGUCAGCUUCGAUGCCUUUACGCUGCCGCCCGACACCGAGGCGCGCCGCAUGGCGCAGGCGGCGGCGACACUGAGCGCGUCGCGGCUGGCGUCGAGGGUCUGCUCCCUGAUGGAGUUUGUCAUCGCCACUUGUCUGCUGGGCGCGCUCGCUUUCUGUGGCAGCGCCGUUCUAGCCGGCCUGGAGCUGCGGCGCGCGCACCUUGGGGCGCUGCCGCUCAAGGGCGAACUCGACGGCGGUCUCUCUCUGGAGGACAGCCUCUCCAGAGCCCCGAGCCUGCGCGGCCCGCCGGCCGGCGACGCGCUGGUGCCCGCCGCGAGCGUUGGCCUUGCGGGCAGCGGCCUCAAGGCGGAGCCCUUUGGCUGA
Monoraphidium neglectum is the source of this 1119-nucleotide messenger RNA. RefSeq lists its product as hypothetical. NCBI's taxonomy places the organism in Eukaryota, Viridiplantae, Chlorophyta, Chlorophyceae, Sphaeropleales, Selenastraceae. The coding region runs from base 1 to 1119 and encodes 372 amino acids. The transcript has 5 exons. The record is from RefSeq and is a predicted model, not a curated record.